Molecule: messenger RNA, 2157 nt
Organism: Sciurus carolinensis (gray squirrel)
Lineage: Eukaryota; Metazoa; Chordata; Mammalia; Rodentia; Sciuridae
Gene: Mob1a
Product: MOB kinase activator 1A
Exons: 6
Coding region: 231-881 (216 amino acids)
Biological process (GO): hippo signaling; positive regulation of protein phosphorylation
Cellular component (GO): cytoplasm; nucleus
Molecular function (GO): protein kinase activator activity
Source: RefSeq, a predicted model, not a curated record
AGAUUUUGCUGGUUCCGCAUUUCGGGUCUGUGAGGUGGGGGAGGUGGGGAGGCGGACGCCGCGGUUUACUCCGGCCUGCAGCCGCGGAAACCCGGGCUCGGAGACCCUGCUGCCAGCCUCCCGCUGUCUGUGAACAGAGGACCGUCCUCUUACUCUCGGUUCCCGCGCCAGUUCCGAAUCCUGACGGGGUGGGGGCCAGCGGCCCCUCCCCUGUUCUCCAAGGACCGAAGAUGAGCUUCCUCUUCAGUAGCCGCUCUUCUAAAACAUUCAAGCCAAAGAAGAAUAUCCCUGAAGGUUCUCACCAAUAUGAACUCUUAAAACAUGCAGAAGCAACUCUAGGAAGUGGGAAUCUGAGACAGGCUGUUAUGUUGCCAGAGGGAGAAGACCUCAAUGAAUGGAUUGCAGUUAAUACUGUGGAUUUCUUCAAUCAGAUUAACAUGUUAUAUGGAACUAUUACAGAAUUCUGCACGGAAGCAAGCUGUCCAGUCAUGUCAGCAGGUCCCAGAUAUGAAUAUCAUUGGGCAGAUGGUACUAAUAUUAAAAAGCCAAUCAAAUGUUCUGCACCAAAAUACAUUGACUAUUUGAUGACUUGGGUUCAGGAUCAGCUUGAUGAUGAAACUCUUUUUCCUUCUAAGAUUGGUGUCCCAUUUCCCAAAAACUUUAUGUCUGUGGCAAAGACCAUCUUAAAGCGUCUGUUCAGGGUUUAUGCCCAUAUUUAUCAUCAGCACUUUGAUUCUGUGAUGCAGCUGCAAGAGGAGGCCCACCUCAACACCUCCUUUAAGCACUUUAUUUUCUUUGUUCAGGAGUUUAAUCUGAUUGAUAGGCGGGAGUUGGCACCUCUUCAGGAAUUAAUUGAGAAGCUUGGCUCGAAAGACAGAUAAAUGUUUCUUCAAAACAAAGUUACUCUUGCUUCAUCUACUGCUAGAGCUAUUUCAUUGUUACCUGUUAUAGACUAGUGAUACAGACUUUAAGAAAACAAGAUAAAAAGAUACCUAUUUUUUGUGUCUACAAAUAAAAUUGUCCCAAAGGUAGGUGGGCCUGAUAGUUUCAGAGUGAGAUCUUAAGAACACAUCAAAAUCAGAGGGACUGUGGGACCAUUCCCAUUAUUUUCAGCCAUACUUGGUUUUAACACGUAAUGACUAGCCUGUAGUUUAUUAGUUUUCUUCUUAUUUUUACUCAGCAAAAUGAUUGAGUCUGUUUCAGUUGACCAGCAUAACAGAUAGUAAGAGUUUUUACCAAUAAUUUAUUACUAAGUUUCCAGAACAAAUUUCCUAAUAACACAAUCAGAUCAGUUUUAUUCUUUUAUUUUAUAAAAGAAAUUUUAUUUUUAAGUUUCCUUAACAUUUAGAACUUUUGUGUCACUUUGGAUAAUUUUUAGUUUCAAGUUGGAAUGCUAGUGUUUUUAAAGAUAAGAAUAUAUAUUUUUUCAAAAUCCAUGAUCACAGUUUAAAUCUCUUAUGGCAUACGUGGAAUGGGAGUAACCAAAGUUAUUUUUAAAGUGACUUUAUUUUUUAAUCUUUAUUUGGGAUUGUAUUCACAUCUAUCUAAAUUAUUAGGAAUGUGUAUGUAUCAUAGAUAAUUUUUUUUUGCAUUCUAAGGAUGGUCUCUUGUAGGUUUUUAUUUUGAAAUGCUUCUUUCAAAUCAAUUUAAUAUAUAGCUUUUGACUAAGGAAAAAAAAAGUUUCCAAAAAAUUAUGACAAACUUCGGUCUCAAAGCCACUAUUUUCAUUCAUGUUGUUUUUCAGAGGCCUUGCAGUUCUGAGUCAGAGAGUGGAAAAAGUAGAGUAUUUUAUUGUUUAAUUUCCUGAAAAUAUUACUUCUGUGUUUUUAAGAGUGGUAUAGAAAUGCACAAACUUUAUCCCAGUAAGGACAAAAUUUACAACCACAAUUAAAAAAAAACCUUGAAGGUACAUACAUUUUAUAAUUUGACACAGAAAGAUAUGUGUUUAAAGUUGACAUAAUGGGAAAAUAGUUUUUUAAAAAAAAAAAAAGACAACUUUAUAUCAUUCAGUUAAUUACUCAAAGGAUGGAUUGAGUGCCCAUAGGGUUUUAUCCUGUUUGUAUCAAAACUUGAAGUUCUUCUCUUUCUAUUGGGAUAAAAGAAUCUUCACAUUUAGUGAAAAAAAAAAAUGCCUGUUUUUCAUUUGAUUUUUGAAGA